ACCUUGAUAGAACUAUCGGUUUUCCAGAUUCGAGAUCUACAUUAAUCCGAGAUCCGAGAUUGUCAUUGUCUCGAGUGAACUGACACAUCGCUGGAUAGUGUUGGCGAAGUCAAAGAUCGUCUUUGGAGCGUGACUUGUGCGGGUGACGAUGACGAGUGAUGAACUUGGCACUGGAGAAAUGCUUGCAAUCAGCAAAAUCGAGCGACGAUGCCAUGUGCAGACGACUUUGGUCUGAGGUCAUGGGUCAGUUUAUAAGCCAAGGGGCCGAGCAAGAGCAGAGCCAAAGAGAAAGCAGCCGCCAAGAUGAAGCCAUCCACUCCAGUCGCCGCCAUUCCGCUAAUGACGCUCGUGGCCGCUGUCCUGCUGCAGACGCACUGCGUCCGUGGCCAGACCGGAACGGAGCCCAUCUGGGCGGUGAUCGAUCGCAACUUGCCGCAGGUGCAGGAGCUGGUCACCGCGGCCAGGAUGGAGUGCAUCCAGAAGCUGCAGCUGCCCAGGGACCAGCGCCCGCUGGUGAAGGUGACCAAUCCCAGUGAGAAGGAGAAGUGCCUGGUGGAGUGCGUGCUCAAGAAGAUCAAGUUGAUGGACGCCGACAACAAGCUGAACGUUGGGCAGGUGGAGAAGCUGACCAGCCUGGUGACCCAGGACAACAAGAUGGCCAUCGCCGUCAGCUCCAGCAUGGCGCAGGCCUGCAGCCGCGGCAUCUCCUCCAAGAACUCCUGCGAGGUGGCCCACCUCUUCAACCAGUGCAUCAGUCGCCAGCUGGAGCGCAACAACGUGAAGCUGUUCUGGUAGGGACAUCUCCGCGCCCGGGGCACCACCAACUACCACUUGAGAUCUUAACUACGAGUAGAAGGCCAUCAUCUUCGCUACAAUGAUUUCUCAGAUAAUUUUAACCGAACAUUCAUAAUCCAUUAGGCAAUAUAAUUAUAUAUAAGAUAUUAGUAAUAUGAGUUACUCAGCUUUUUCUAUUACUAGAUCAAUUUUUAGUUGCUCGCUCGUAAUUGAUUUUAAUAAAUCUAUAGAUACAGUAA
This is a messenger RNA of Drosophila sechellia, 1034 nucleotides long. RefSeq names its product Odorant-binding protein 19c (gene Obp19c). Gene Ontology annotation, biological process: sensory perception of smell. The transcript is spliced from 2 exons. The record is from RefSeq and is a predicted model, not a curated record. The coding region runs from base 304 to 795 and encodes 163 amino acids. Gene Ontology annotation, molecular function: odorant binding. NCBI's taxonomy places the organism in Eukaryota, Metazoa, Arthropoda, Insecta, Diptera, Drosophilidae.